UCAAUCUUUCUCCUAAAGCUCUCAAACCAGUGAUCACUUCACAAGUAAACUCUUCAAAACAAUUCCAGCAUUCUUUUAACACAAUGGAGAACUUGUUCCGGUUUAUCGAUGAUCAUCAGGAUUCGUCGCGCCGCCGGUGCAUCUGGGUCAAUGGCCCCGUCAUUGUCGGGGCGGGUCCCUCUGGCCUUGCCACAGCUGCAUGCCUCAGGGAGCAGGGUGUGCCAUUUGUCGUUCUCGAGAGGGCCGACUGCAUUGCUUCGCUGUGGCAGAAGCGGACCUACCACCGCCUCAAGCUCCACCUUCCCAAGCAGUUCUGCCAGCUCCCGAAGCUCCCGUUCCCUGAGGACUAUCCUGAGUACCCGACCAGGAGGCAGUUCAUAGACUACCUCGAGUCCUACGCGAAGCACUUCAACAUCAACCCAAACUUUGGCGAGUGCGUCCAGUCGGCACGUUAUGAUGAGACAAGUGGCCUGUGGCGGGUUAGGACCACCACCUCCUCAGGUCCCGAGGUCGAGUACAUCUGCCGGUGGCUUCUGGUGGCCACAGGUGAGAAUGCCGAGUGCAUGGUGCCGGAAAUCGAAGGCCUUGCCAGCUUCAAGGGUGAAGUCAUCCACGCUUCCGACUACACGUCCGGAGAGAAAUACUCCGGAAAGCGUGUCCUAGUGGUCGGGUGCGGGAACUCUGGGAUGGAAGUCUCCCUCGACCUCUGCAACCACAAUGCGUACCCAUCGAUGGUUGUUCGCUCCUCCGUCCAUGUAUUGCCAAGGGAAAUCCUAGGAAAAUCCACAUUCGAGCUCGCCGUCUUCCUCAUGAAGUGGCUUCCGCUUUGGCUGGUCGAUAAGCUGCUCUUGAUCCUUGCAUGGUUAGUCCUUGGAAACAUCGCGAACUACGGGAUUAAGAGACCGUCUACAGGGCCACUCGAGCUCAAGAACACGAAAGGGAAGACUCCGGUGCUCGAUAUAGGUGCCUUGGAGAAGAUCCGAUCAGGAAAGAUUAAGGUCAUCCCAACUGGAAUCAAGAGGUUCGUGUCACCAAACAGGGUUGAGCUCGCAAACGGGGACCAGCUCGAGUUCGACUCUGUCAUUCUUGCCACUGGCUACAGGAGCAAUGUGCGUUCCUGGCUACAAGAAAGCGAGUUUUUUAAUAAAAAUGGAUUCCCGAAAUCACCAUUCCCCAACGGAUGGAAGGGAAGCAAGGGGCUGUACGCGGUCGGGUUCACGAGGAGAGGGCUGUCUGGUGCUUCCUGGGAUGCCACGAGAAUUGCUCAGGACAUCGGCUCUGUCUGGAAAAAGGAAACUGAGCAGCAGAAGAAGACCACUUCUUCUAUUGCCUGCCAUAGAAGAUGCAUCUCCCAGCAGUUUUAAAAAAAUAUAACUUGAAACACGUGAUUUUAUAUAAACGCACUGUACAAAACAUAUAGGAAAAGAGAAAAAAUGAAAAGGUUACAUAGCAGACAGACAGACUGAGCCCUCUCCGGACCGGCCCAAGUUUUCCAUGUGAUUUGGGCAUGUCGUAGUUUUAGGACGAUGAGGCUUUUUUCUUUCUUUCAGGUAUUCUAUUCAAGUAAUGUUUGUACAAUGUUCAGAUAUCUGACACGA
Molecule: messenger RNA, 1598 nt
Organism: Punica granatum (pomegranate)
Lineage: Eukaryota; Viridiplantae; Streptophyta; Magnoliopsida; Myrtales; Lythraceae
Source: RefSeq, a predicted model, not a curated record